Messenger RNA from Oppiella nova, 429 nucleotides. Lineage: Eukaryota; Metazoa; Arthropoda; Arachnida; Sarcoptiformes; Oppiidae. The record is from the annotation of a GenBank genome assembly.
AUGAGCUCAAAGAGCAAUAAGAAAAGGGAACGGGGUCUCUUUGAACACGGAGACGAUGCGGUGGAACUGGCGUUUAGGUAUGCGGUCGACAGGAUUAACGCCGACAAUAAGGUACUGCCGCACACCCGGCUCAUAGCCCAAGUGGAAAGGCUGGAGAAAUGUGACAGCUUUCAGGCAUCCAAACGAGAGGGAGUGGCGGCUGUGUUUGGGCCCCAGUCUGUGGAGACCAGCGCUCACGUCCAGUCCACUUGCGAUGUCCUACAUAUGCCACACAUGGAGACCAGAUGGGACUUCAAGUUUGAUCCGCCAUCCAAUCACUCCAUCAAUCUGUUCCCGCAUCCGAUCGCUUUGGGAAACGCGUUCAGAGAUCUCAUAAAACUCAAGAAUUGGAAAAGUUUUGCUAUACUUUACGAGGAAAACGAAGGCAAG